AAUUUGGAACUUUCAAUUAUUAGCCGAGAACUAUAGAUUCUCCAAUAUCUCUCGAGAAAUAGCACUUAAACCAACUUGCCGGUAUCCAAAAAGAGCAACUAAAGUAAAACAUCUGUGAAUUAAGGUGUAAUUUGUGAAAAAUUCCAUCGGCCUACUUCGCCAAUCUUGAUUCAUAGGAAUUCUAACGUCAUUAACGAAAAUGUCUUACCAUCGUGAGCCAACUGUGUUUGGUGUACCCAACUUCAAUGCAGCAGAAGAUGCAGCUGCCCUACGUGGUGCAAUGAAGGGUUUCGGCACCGAUGAGCAAGCCAUCAUAGAGAUCCUUACCACGAGGUCCAAUGCACAGCGGCAGGCCAUUGCGCAGGCAUUUACACAUGAAUAUGGAAGAGACAUAAUCGAGGACCUAAAAUCGGAGCUCGGAGGUCACUUCGAGGACGUAAUCGUGGCACUGAUGCUGCCGCCCGAGGAGUACCUCUGCAAGGAGCUGCACAAUUGCAUGGACGGGAUGGGAACUGACGAACACACGCUUGUUGAGAUUUUGUGCACGCGCACCAAGAAGGAGAUCGCUGCUAUUGUCGCGACUUACGAGCAGAUGUACAACCGACCUCUAGCAGAGCACAUGUGCUCGGAGACAUCUGGGGACUUCCGUCGGCUGCUAACGCUCAUCGUCACUUCCUCCCCGCAGGGGGCGCGCGACGAGGAGGCCGGCGUGAACCCUGCGCGGGCGCAGGAGGCCGCACAGCAACUGUACGAUGCCGGAGAGGCUAAGUGGGGCACCGACGAGGAAAUCUUCAAUAAGAUCCUUGCGCACGAGAGCUUUGGGCAACUGCGCUUGAUAUUCGAGGCUUACAAGAACAUCGCUGGCCGUACCAUCGAGCAGGCCAUCAAGGCCGAAAUCGGCGGGGAGCUCAAGGAAGCCCUUUCUGCCAUUGUCGAAUGCGUGGAGAACGCCGCGGCGUGGUUCGCCCAGCGUAUACGCGCGGCUAUGGAAGGGGCAGGCACUGAAGAUAAAACGUUGAUCCGGAUUAUAGUAAGCCGAGCAGAGAUUGAUUUGGGCAGUAUCAAGCAGGAGUAUGAGAGAAUUUAUGAUAAAACGCUUGAAAGCGAUUUAAAGCAGAAUGAAACUUCUGGUGACUACAAACGAGCCUUGGUAGCGCUUUUGGGACCAGCUUAAGAGCCCCAAAGAAGUUUUUAAACGAGAUUCGUGGUACCAGUGAACUAAGAAAUAUUAAGCAUACAUUUUGUAUUUAUCUUUGAAAUUAUAAUUUUUAUAAGCACCAUUUUUUAGCCAAUUGAUGCUAUGAAAGUCGGCAACGGUUUGUUAAUUUAUUUUUAAAACCUCGAAUAAUAACAAUAAAGUACACUAGAAUUGAAAUAAUUGUGUAGAUAUAAGCUUAUUGUGGUUGUACCAACGCAUCGGGUUUAGUAUUAACGAAACUAGAGUAUUUAUUAUGGAUCUGUCAAAAUGUAUUUAUUUGAAAUUGUAUUGUUAGAACUUGACGAAAGUAGUGCCUUACAAAAGUUGGUUUUCUGAAAAAUGUAUUUAAAGUUGCAUAUGAAGAAUAUUUACAAUGUUUAUUUGGCUAAAGAUUUUAUUGUAUUUGCAUUCCAAUUUACCCUUUUUGUAUUCCCUUAGCUUUAAUUAUACCUUUUUUAAUUUUAUUGGAAUAAUAAAUGUUAUGUACUGUGUCAUUUGUUUUUUAGU
Molecule: messenger RNA, 1705 nt
Organism: Hyposmocoma kahamanoa
Lineage: Eukaryota; Metazoa; Arthropoda; Insecta; Lepidoptera; Cosmopterigidae
Gene: AnxB10
Product: annexin B10
Exons: 8
Coding region: 200-1174 (324 amino acids)
Cellular component (GO): cytoplasm
Molecular function (GO): calcium ion binding; calcium-dependent phospholipid binding
Source: RefSeq, a predicted model, not a curated record